Molecule: messenger RNA, 1519 nt
Organism: Vespa mandarinia (Asian giant hornet)
Lineage: Eukaryota; Metazoa; Arthropoda; Insecta; Hymenoptera; Vespidae
Product: mediator of RNA polymerase II transcription subunit 29-like
Biological process (GO): regulation of transcription by RNA polymerase II
Cellular component (GO): mediator complex
Molecular function (GO): transcription coregulator activity; transcription factor binding
Source: RefSeq, a predicted model, not a curated record
GAUCUUCGAUCGAUUUAACGGUGUGUUGUAUUUCGUGAAUUUGCAAAGACAUAAUUACAAGUGGAAGAACGGUUAUGUUAUUUGAAGUAUUAAACUUUUAACUUUGUUCGUAUGCAAAAAGUGAAUAAUUAAUAAGUUUCAUAAUUAAAAUUACAUAAUUAAAUAUUACAUCUUGAAAUGUCAGAAUUAUAUUGGUUUAGUUAUCUUGCCUUCAAGUAAAAUAAAAUCUGAAGUAUUUCUACGAUUCUGUGUUAAAUUAAAAAAAAAAAAAAAAUAAAAAAAGAAAAAACAAUUCUUCUAAAAGGUCAAAAUGAAUAUACCACCAAUUCAACAACCAGGAACAAUGGCGGUAAAUCAGUUGACACAACCUGUAAAUCCUCAAAUUCCUCAGAAUCAACAACAAGCUCAACAGGCGCAACAACAGCAAGCGCAGCAACAGCAACAGCAACAACAGCAACAAGCUCAGGAAAAAUUAGAUAAUAUUUCUAAAGUAAAAUCUUUAGUUGGACCAUUGAGAGAUUCUUUGGCGAUAGCUCUUAAAACUGCAGCACAGACUUUGCAUCAAAAUAGUUUGGUAGACGUUGGAUCUUUAAAAGGGAUAGAUCAACCUGAUCAUCGAUUUAAUAAAAAUAUGGAGGAAUUUUAUUCUAUAUGCGAUCAAAUUGAAUUACAUUUGAAAACAUCUAUAGAAUGUUUAUCACAAAACUCUAGUUCCGUUAGAUAUCUACCGAUGUCCGUUAUACCAACGCGGACCGAUACAGUAGGAGCUCAAGAAGGACCAGCUUUAACAUAUCCACAAUUUUUAAUGACUGUACGCUCACAAGUGGCAUACGCCAAAGAGAUACACGACACUUUGGUUUCUGCGGCACAUACGAUCGCACCAGGGGAAUGAACUCUUGAUACAUACGAGGGAUUUAUUUCUAAUACAUUCUGUCGUUGAGUCAUAAAGAAAUAUUAAAAAUAGCAACAAUAUCAGUAUAAGUCAAUACUUAUUAAAAUUUUUUAAUCAAUAAUUUUAUAUUUUGUCCUAAUAAAGGAAAGAAUAAGUCAUAAUAAGUGGAACGAUAAAAUUAUUCUAUGAUGUGUUUUGUAAGAGUUGUUAACAGGAAAUGUAAAUACAUGCAUCAUAUGCAUUGAUGUAAAUAUGUAUAUAUGUAUGUAUGCAUGCAUGUGUGUAUGUAUGUAUGUAUGUAUGUAUGUAUGUAUGUAUGUACGUAUGUAUAUUAAUAAGAACAAAUUUUGUAAUUAUAUUCUAUAGAGAGUAUUUGAAAAAAGAUAUUAAUAAUGCUAAAGUACAGUAUAUGCUACAGUAUAUUUUAUGAAAUGUAAAAAAACAGUAUUAGAAUCUGGCAUGAAAAGGAAAUCUGAUAGAAAAAAAAAAAAAAGUAUAUUUUUGUUUCUUGUAGAAAAACUAUUUGAAAAUAUUAGGAAUAAUAUAGUAAUAUAGAAGGUUUAGAUAGGGACUUUUUGUAAAUAUCUUGAAUGUUGAAUAAUAAUAAUAUAUCGUAUUUGCAGUAUA